Molecule: messenger RNA, 2264 nt
Organism: Owenia fusiformis
Lineage: Eukaryota; Metazoa; Annelida; Polychaeta; Sabellida; Oweniidae
Source: the annotation of a GenBank genome assembly
AUGUUUGAAAAUGGCGGACGGACAACGAUAUUCCGAAAUCUAUUAAAAUUUCAAUAAUUGGAUACUUUACAUGAACAGUCCAAUACGUACGAUCAAUUUUCGUUCCAAAUGUUAAGAAUAUGCCUAAGAAAAAUCAAGGACCAUUGGAGCUGGUUCAGCUAGAAGCAGGAGAGCUAUUGAAGGAGGUUGACAUAUUAGCAGAAGAAAGUCAAGUGAAUCUUGAGGACUCUACUAUAAAAAAUAGAUCAAAGAAACUGAAAGAACUGUUCCAAACCUGUAAUGAAUGCAAUAAAACUGCUGAAAAUUUACUAAAAAGAGCUCAAGAAUUAAAAAAGGGAGAUGAACCUAAGAAGGUGUCUGAUUUUGAGAAGAAACAAAAAGCAGAAAUCAAAAAGAUUGAAGGAAUAAAAGAAACUUUGAAGAAAUUGAAUGAUAAGUUGGAGCCAGAUGAAGUGGAAGAGUCAUAUUUCCGCAAGGUGAAGAAGAAAGGGGUUGGAGAUGGCGAGGAGAGUGAGAUCACAGAAGAAGAUGAUGAGGAAUACACAGAUGAAGAGGAUGAUGAAGACUUAGAGGAGGAUGAGGAAAGUGAAGAAGAUGAUGACGAAUAUGACUCUGAAGAAGAAGAUGAUGAAGAAGAUGAAGAAGGGGAGGAUGAUGAAGAUGAAGAGCUUGAAGGUGGAGAUACAACAGCUGAAUAUACAAUUCAGCAGUAUGAGGCCCUUGAUGACUUUGAGGCUGAAGAAGAUGAUGAUCUUUCAUUUAAGAAAGGAGAGACACUUACAGUUGUAGAACUCAGGGAAGAUGGAUGGCUGGUGGCUGAGAACAGUAAAGGGAAACAGGGUAUGGUACCAAUCACAUUCCUCAAAGAGAUUAAUCCACUUAGGGAUGUGCAAAGUCCAGAAUCAGAUGAAGAAGAGACUGAGUUGAAAGGAUCACAAAGUGGCAAGUUCCUGUGGAAGAAAGUCAAAGCUGCAGUGAAGGAGACUAGUGCAACAGAUGUUCUCCAGGCUAUGGGGGCAGUCCCCCCAGGCUUCAGACAGACCACCCUUGGGAAACUAUAUAGAGAGUCGAAGUACACCAUGCAGAACUACCUAGUUCCUAAACUUAGCCAUUCCUGUGUCAGCUUUAAAGAUCUCUUCUAUGAUGCCCACAAUAUGAGAAUCAGAGGUAGAAACCCAAGAGUCCAGAAAGUGCUGACCCUGGUAAACUGUAGGCAGAUCCCUCUUCCUGGUGCAGGUGUUGACAUUGUUGGAAGACAUGUCCGGCUCUGUCUCUUUGAUGGGCAAACAGUACUCAGCAACAUACACACAAUCAAGUCUAUUGGAGUGGAUAAAGAACAGAAACAAUGGAAUUUCAAUGCAAAGUUGACAGACAAUAUGAAGAGUCUAGAGUAUGCAGAGAUGUUUGCCAGAACCAGUAGCACUGAGAGCAAUAUAGGAAUACUUAUGGAACUUUGCAUUUCUUAUAUGAGAAAGAAUACUAAUGAACAUAGUGACAUGAGCUGUGGUUGGGUACAUUUACCAUUCUUUGAUGAACAUGGUGCUCCUCUACAAAACAAAAAUUAUGACUUGGUGGUUAAUGGUGGCACGCCAUAUGAGAAAGGUGUUGAUCUUGACCCAGCUAUUAGUAGAAAAGCAAGCACUGGUAGGUUUAAACAAAUGUUGAUGGGAAAUAAACAACCAAAAAUGACAAUAAAGGUGGCAGCACCAACCAAGGAACAGAAAGACAUGCUUGACACCUUACCUGAUGUACUUGUGGGGAAUAUGGCAUUAGCUCAGUUCACAUCAUUCUACAGGCAGAUCCUAGCAGAUUGUCUUAUUAGGGAUAGUACAGAUCCACAAGCUGCAGAUCGCCUCCACAACCCUCUAUUGGCCACCUUCCCUCAGGUGAUAGAGCAACCAGACAUCAUGGAUGCUCUCAGAACUAUGUGGCUUGAGAAGCUGAAGUCUACAAAGCGUGCAGAAAGGGGCACCAGAAGGGAUUCCAGUUCAUCAAGAAGAGAUGUUGAAAUAUUGAAGGAGCAGUUCACACGAGUGUACAUGGAUACUGCCUACCCAUUGCUACACCUUGUUACCAUGCCAACUUACAUAUUGUGCCACCCAGAAACUGAAGAGGCCAGGCAAAUAGAAAUCAACAAAUUAUUAAAGACAGUUAGGACUAAGAACAUUGUGGCAGCUUUGUUGUCUGCUGACAAUACUUACACACCCUUUGACAUGAGAGAACUCUCAUUUGAUAUCCUUGGACCUUUCUGCAAUACUAAAUAA